Molecule: messenger RNA, 1434 nt
Organism: Dermatophagoides farinae (American house dust mite)
Lineage: Eukaryota; Metazoa; Arthropoda; Arachnida; Sarcoptiformes; Pyroglyphidae
Source: RefSeq, a predicted model, not a curated record
AUGGCAAUACCCACAAUAACAGCAACAGAUUAUAAAAGUGAAACAUUUUUAAAUAAUAUCUAUUAUCAAAUGUCACGAUUAUAUCUUAGUUCAUUUUCACCACAAAUACAUCAAUCAAUUUAUCAUUAUUAUACAAAUUUUAUGUUAAUCACACAUCGUAGAGCAAUAUUGUUUAUACCAAUAAAAGAGAAAAUUUGUUGGUGUUUAUCAAUAUAUUUGGUUAUAUAUUAUUUCUGUACCAGUUACAAAUGGAUCAAUAUUGAUGAUGAUACAAAAUUUUUAUUCGGUGAUCUUGGCAAUCUGAUUGCUGAAGAUUCUAUUGCUGCAUCAUUUAGUAUAUCAUUAUUGGCUGGUUUUGCAUCAUUAAUGUUUCUAAUUAUAAUCUAUUAUUCAUUACAUACAUUAUCAUCACUUGGUUUACGUACAUUUUUACUGAUAACACAAAGUGAUGAUCCAUUCAUAUUUGAACAAUUGAAACAUCAAACCAAACAACCAAUAUCACGUGCUACAAUUUUAACAUUAAAAAUUUUAGAUAAAAAAAUUCAUUUAAAACAACAAAAAUUUCGUCAAAUAUUUAAUCGAUUAUUCAAAUUAUCUAAAUAUUUGCAAACAAAACCAUUACGUUUGAUAUUUUUACGUAUAAUUCUACUACAAUUUGCAUAUAUUGCAUUCAAUUUUAUGUUCAUCUAUAUUUAUUCACCAUUAAUGAUUGCCGGUUAUCUAUUAUAUAUUGGUUUUACAUCCAUAAAAGUAUUGAAAAUUGAAUUAAAUCAAUCAAUGAAUAAUUAUCGAUCAUUAAUAAUGAAAAAAUUACGACUACAAACAAAAUUUUUACAAAUUUUCUUACGAAAAAUUGAAUAUGAAUUAUGUUUCAAUAUACGUGUAUAUAGUCGUCUGAUUAUAUUUGCUGAAGAUGUACAGAUUGUUCUGUCAAGAUUAUUUAUAUGUGCAUUAUUAGUUACAUUUGUUGCCAGUCAAAUAACAAUGAAUUGUUUGAAACAUUUAUCACCCGAUAGUACAGUUAUAAUGAUAUUUAUGUAUUAUUUUCUUGUAAUGGAUUAUGCAAUCAUUGUAUUGUUAUCAUUUAUUGUAUCAAAAUUUAAUGCCGACCUCAAUUCAAUACGUAUGGAUCUUAAUCGUAUUGUUCGUUGGACAAACGAAAUGGCAUCGAUACGUUCAAAAUUCACGACAAUGUUAUUCUAUGAACGUUUAGUGAAUCAAAAUCCAUUUGGAAUAAAAAUAGGUGUGAUUACCGUAUUGACAAAAGCUGUAUUUAUAAAGCUUCUUAUAUUCUACAUACGUUUCACAAUGUUAUCAGGCAAAUUAAGUAAUACAUUAAAUGAAGUUAAUAAAGCCUCAUUUGAUGAUGGUGGUGGUAGUGGUGGUGGUGGUGGCGGUGAUGAUGGGCAUAAAAUAAUAAAUUAUCAUCAAUAA